AUGCGAGGUCUGCUGUCAAUGCGGUCGAUGCACACACAUUCCCCCAGGCAUGCAACCCAGAAGAAUCGCAGACCGCUAGCAGUUGCUCUUGGUCUAGGCUCGAUACCUUUCCUCACACCCGGACGACCUACAUACAAUGACACUUCGCCUGCCUUGUCAGACUCUGCUCUGUUUUCGAGCUCAUCUGGCAGCAGUGCAAAGAAGAGUACGCCAGUAUUCAACGACGGGGGCUUGAAUCCGGCUGCGGUGAAACAGAUCAGUUUUGGUUCAGUGCUCGGAUUGGGCCUGGGAGUCCUGUUCAGCAUGUUCAGCCGGAUGCUUGUGCUGUUGGUUGGCGUUGGCAUCGUGAUUUGGCAGUAUGCUGCACGGAAGGGCUAUAACAUCAUUCCAGCCGACAGACUUCAACGAUAUGUGAAGGGCAUCGAUGUACGGGGCGCCAUCCACGACAAUGUUGCAUUCAAGAUUUCAUUUGGUCUUAUGUUUGCUCUGACAGCAUUCGGCGAGUUUUAG
Messenger RNA from Cyphellophora attinorum, 510 nucleotides. RefSeq lists its product as uncharacterized. The transcript is spliced from 2 exons. Bases 1 to 510 code for a protein of 169 amino acids. The record is from RefSeq and is a predicted model, not a curated record. Lineage: Eukaryota; Fungi; Ascomycota; Eurotiomycetes; Chaetothyriales; Cyphellophoraceae.